GAAGGCAUGCCAUCCUUUUUUAAAAUCAUGUCCUUCCAAAGCUCGAAAACAUGGGCAGCCUUUCUGCGGCAAACACCACCUUUGCCCUCAACCUCUUCAAGAAGCUUAGUGCAAAUGAUCCUUCCAGCAACUUGUUUUUUUCUCCUUUGAGUUUGUCUUCUGCACUGCUAAUGGUCUCGUUGGGUGCCAGAAAUAAUACAGAAGCUCAGUUAUUCAAGGUGCUUUCUGUACUCAACGAUGGAGAGGUUCACCAAAGAUUUGAGAAAGUUAUUUCUGAUAUCAACAAACCAGGUGCUAAUUAUAGCCUCAGUCUAGUCAACCAGCUCUUUGGAGAAACAUCAUAUGAUUUUCUUGCAUCAUUUAUAGAAUCCACUCAGAGAUUCUACCAUGCAGGUCUGGAGAAACUUAACUUCACACAAGCUUCAGAAGAUUCAAGAAGACAUAUAAAUGCCUGGGUAGAAGAAAAAACCUCAGGUAAAAUUCAGGAUCUGCUUGUCCCUGGAAUAAUUGAUUCACUUACAAAACUGGUUUUGGUGAAUGCGAUCUAUUUCAAGGGAAACUGGGCAAAUAAGUUCAACAAAGAUCACACAGAGGAAAAGCCAUUCUGGAUUAACAAGAAAGAAAGGAAAAUAGUGCAGAUGAUGUUCAGGAAAGGAGAAUACAACAUGACCCACAUAUCGGCCUAUCGGAUUUCAAUUCUUGAGAUUCCGUAUAUUGAUAAUGACCUGAGCAUGAUCAUUCUGCUCCCUGAUGAGAUUGAAGAUAACUCUACUGGAUUGGAAAAGCUGGAGAGAGAAAUUACAUAUGAGAAACUCAUGGACUGGAUCAAUCCAGAGAAGAUGUUCCCAAGAAAAAUUGAUCUCUCCUUCCCCAAAUUUAAAUUGGAAGAAAAAUAUGACCUGAAGCCGGUUCUGAGAAGCAUGGGAAUGACGGAUGCAUUUGAUGAGGGCAAGGCAGACUUCUCUGGAAUGUCAACUAACAAUGAUUUAGUCAUAUCUGAAGUUGUUCACAAAUCAUUCAUAGAAGUCAAUGAAGAAGGGACUGAGGCAGCUGCUGCCACUGCUGUAAUAACGGUAUUUAAAAGUGCAAAUGUUGCAGUCGAAUUCAAAGCUGACCAUCCCUUCGUCUUUUCCGUUACCGAUCGAUCUCGAAAGAACAUCCUGUUUUUUGGUAGAUAUAGUUCUCCAUAAUGGGUGCAUCCAUCAUAUGUUGGUACAAUGGCUCUGACCCUUAAUUCCUCAUCAGAUUUGCUUAAACCAUGUGGUCACUACCACACUUAAUGAUCUUCUCUGUAAUUAGGGUAGAGAUAGUUCCUUUGUAAUACUCCAUAAUACUGGAUUUUAAUUCUUUCUUUCCAGGAUAGAAUCAUUUUUAAUAAAUUCAAGAAAAUAAGUUUUUAGGUUUUAGUACAAGUGUUCUGACUGCGGACCGCAGACUUUUUGGCUCAGGUUUUGCCUCUGUGUUAUUAUGCUUCAGCACUUUUAGCCACAGCCCCUCCAUCCCAGUCCCUUCGCCGUGGCCCAUUCGUCGCAGUACAGUUCAUGUUGGGCUUUUGGGCGCAGAGGACAGUUCGAAGCCAGCUAAUUGGUGCAGGGGCUUGGGGGCUUUGGGAGUAGAGCGGGGUCUGAAGUUCAGAGGGAUGCUCUGUCAGUUCGGAGCCUCCCACGGUGGCUGAGAUCAGCGUGGGGGAGGGAUCCAGCCACAAAAGAUGGGGGGAGGGGGCUGUAGAGGUACCCAGGGCUUCUGUCUGUGUACGAUGGGGCUGGGAGAUGGCAAAGGUAUUUCAUUAGUAGCGUUUGGGGUUCUGCCCCUCAUCCCGGCCAAGAGCCACUCGCCUGUCAGUUCAGAGCCUCCCGAGGCUGCCGAGAGCAGCAGGGUGGGGUGGGGAAGGAGGUCUGUAGAGGGCGAGGGAUCCAGCCACAAAAGAGAAGGGGAGGGGGCAGUAGAGAGCGAGGGAUCCAUCAGGUGGGGUUCCCAGACGUUAUUAUAACUAGACGUAGAUUCAGGCUGGAAGGGACCCUGGAGGUCUUCUAGUCCAACCCCCUGCUCUAGCAGGAGACCUUAUAUCAUCUGAGUUAUUUUGGUACCUCUAUCAGAGAAGAAAAUUCCCAGAAAAGGGAAGGAGUUUGCUAGGACAAGGCUAAACAGCCUCAGACGCUUGCUAGGAGAAGGAAGGGUAGGGGUGGAAACUCCCCUACACCCGAUCCUGCCUCCAUGACACUGAACAGGAAGAAAAGAGCAGGGGGGGAGAGAAAGAAAGAAGAAAGAAAAAGAAAGAAAGAAAGAAAGAAAGAAAGAAAGAAAGAGGGACAUUCUUUUCCCCAAACAUCCCUGGGAGGGCUAGAGCCCCAGGUCAGGGUAGACGGUCUUUCCCUGGAAUUCAAUGGGCAGCUUGAAAGGAAUGUGAGUAGAGAAAGAGAAAAGGAUAAGCGAUUGGAAUUAAUGUUGCUCCUCACUCCUCUUCAUUUCCAUCUGUAAGGUCCAAUAAUAAUAUGUUUAAACUCAUAAAUGCCAAACAAGAAAUUUAAACGGAGGCUACACUUCAGAGAAGGUGUAACUCCUUUUUAUACAGUGAGAAAAUAACAUCCUGGCUUCCUAAUUAGAUUUGUAUAUUCCUGCAAAAAGGAUAGAAUACUCCUCAUUAGCCUUAUCAGUCUAAUCUCUUUCCUUUGGCCAUUUGGCCCUCUGGUGUGACGGGAACAGAUCAAAGCUGAGAUAUGUUCUUAGGUAGAAGGGGGAGGCUCUGAUCAAUGGUGAGACAUAUGAUUUGACAAAUACCAGGUACUUCACUCCCAGAAACCUGGGAGAAGCAGAGAGGGAACAAAGAGGUGGGGAUGGGGGUUACAAGAGAGCAGGGCUCUUGGGACAGGUGGGUCUUCAGAAACCAGGAGAAGGAAAACUGACAGAGCCUCCCUCUGAACUGCAGCCCCUGCUUUACUUCCAAAGCCCCUGAGCCCCUGCACCGAUUGGCUGGCUUUGAACUGUCCUCU
Pantherophis guttatus is the source of this 2990-nucleotide messenger RNA. NCBI's taxonomy places the organism in Eukaryota, Metazoa, Chordata, Lepidosauria, Squamata, Colubridae. The record is from RefSeq and is a predicted model, not a curated record.